CAGGCCCCUAAUUCUGCCAUGGGCCCCUAUUUACCGCCUCCUCAUGCUGCUGCCAGGUCCACAGUCUCUCAUGCCAUGUGCCAUUUCAGGUCUCCUCACACUGUCUGGUGUGUUGAAUUUUUGACAUAGGGUGCUGGCAGAUUACGGGCCUCCACAUAGCUGCUGCCAGGCCCCUAAUCUGCCAUGGGCCCCUAUAUACCGCCUCCUCAUGCUGCUGCAAGUUCCAGAGUCUCUCAUGGGUCCCUGUACGGCCUCCCAUUGCUGCUGUCUCCAUCGCCACACUCUGCCAUGUGCCACUUUCAGGUCUCCUCACACACUGCUGGUGUCCAGAGUCUGUCAUGGGUCCCUGUUCGGCCAUCCCAUUGCUGCUGUCUCCAUCGCCACACUCUG
This is a messenger RNA of Staurois parvus, 390 nucleotides long. The record is from the annotation of a GenBank genome assembly. Lineage: Eukaryota; Metazoa; Chordata; Amphibia; Anura; Ranidae.